AUGACUACGCUUAUCCGGAGAGUUGGCAACCUUGAAGACCCAGUACCGGUGUUAAAUAAGCGACCAACAAUCCUCAGCAUAACUAUCGUUUUUCUUGUAGCCGCCUGGAUUUGCGGAGCUUUGCGACUUUACGUCCGCUUCCUCAUCACAAGUUCUCCAGGAUGGGAUGAUUUGUUUGUUAUUCUGGUUCUGAUAUUCAGCUCCUUCUUGUCAACUGCCACAAUAAUAGCCACAAACUACGGUCUCGGGCAUCACUUUUUUCAGUUGGGUGCUGCUGGUAUGAAGAAUUUUAUUAUGAGCUUUUAUUUUUGCAAUGCGGCUUACGCUAUAGUUACAACUCUUAUCAAACUAGCUCUGUUAUUCCAAUAUCUCCGCAUUUAUCGACGCGGCACGAAAACACGGCUUGUAAUUAUCCUCACUAUUAUGCUGACUAUUGUCUGGGGCACAGCGUACACCUUCCUCGCAUGGGUGCCCUGUAUCCCUGUAUCAGCUUAUUGGGAUCUCGAUUACUAUACAGCCACUCGAUGGGGUUUCGGCUCGCGAGACCUCAUUGUUAUGGCACAUACCUUCGAAAGCCAUGUCGCCACGAAUGCCAUCCUGGAUGUAACUGUCUUCUUGAUACCUAUUGAUUUAUUCUUGAGGCGAGGCCUAGAGGCUAAAUCUCGAUUGAGUGUUCUUUGUCUGCUCUUCCUGGGACUUUCAGUCAACGUCGUGAGCCUUUUCCGCCUCAUCAGUUUGGUUCAGUCCAAAGCGGGGACAUAUCCUACAUUUGAUCCAAGCUGGUUUGCUUGCGUGCCUAUUGUCCUUGCUACUGUUGAGGUAGACUUGGCUACAAUAUGCGCCUCUUUGCCAGUUUUCUGGCCCGUCUUGGAAGUCAGACUCAAAACCAUCCUCAUCACAAGGGAGUUUGAAGUUUUGACCGACACCCGACAAUCGAACAACGAGUCGAUAGAGUCGCAGACAUUCAAUCUUUCCUUCCACGAGCUAAACCGGACUGACAGUACAAACACCCGUGCGACUCUGAACAAUCAGGUACUCGGAUGGACAGUGUCCACAACAAACACACUUAUAACAGGAGGAAAGAUGAAUGCACAAACAGGGCAAAAAGUUGCGCAUGUCUGA
This is a messenger RNA of Colletotrichum truncatum, 1122 nucleotides long. RefSeq lists its product as uncharacterized. NCBI's taxonomy places the organism in Eukaryota, Fungi, Ascomycota, Sordariomycetes, Glomerellales, Glomerellaceae. The record is from RefSeq and is a predicted model, not a curated record.